Molecule: messenger RNA, 1935 nt
Organism: Trichoderma gamsii
Lineage: Eukaryota; Fungi; Ascomycota; Sordariomycetes; Hypocreales; Hypocreaceae
Exons: 2
Coding region: 1-1935 (644 amino acids)
Biological process (GO): transmembrane transport
Molecular function (GO): transmembrane transporter activity
Source: RefSeq, a predicted model, not a curated record
AUGUCUACAGAGGAUAAGAUCUCACCGAUUAGCGCUCGUGUCCCAGAAGCGGACAGUGCAAGUGAUGUCCUCAAGCUUGGAGGCAAUGUUGGCGACAUCAUCCAGUCCAAGGGCGUCACCCGCAUGGAAGCUGUAUAUCGAGAGACAAAGGCAAAUCGCAAACUAUUCUGGCUUGUGGGGGGUUCAGUUCUUGUCUGUGCCUGGGCUUACUCGCUCGAUUCAUCUACGACAUCUUACUAUAGUGUGGAUGCCUCCUCUUACUUCAAACAGCACAGCUCUGUCUUGGCAACUCUGUCCAUUGCCACCAGCAUCAUAAGCGCCGUUUCUAAGCCUUUUAUCGCAAAAAUCUCUGACAUUACGUCCCGUCCGUAUACAUAUCUUCUAAUACUCGGAUUUUAUAUCAUUGGCUAUAUAAUCGCCGCCACAUCCAAGACAGUCUCCGCUUAUGUUGUUGGAGAGGUUUUCGUUGCAAUUGGUGGUUCCGGCAUUGAUCUCACCAAUGAUAUUAUUGUUGCUGAUUUAACGCCCCUGGAGUGGCGCGGCUUUGCCAGCUCUAUGCUCUCUACCCCGUUUAUCAUCAACACUUGGUUUUCAGGCAAGAUUGUCAAUGCGUUGGAGAAGCGCAAUCAGUGGCGUUGGGGAUAUGGCAUGUUCGCUAUAAUCAUGCCGGUUGCCCUGGGCCCUGCCGUUGCAGCACUGAUUUGGCUUGAUCGAAUGGCUAAGAAGAAGGGAAUUGCAAAUAUCGCGUCCAGUAGCGCCGCACGCCGCACAACCAAUAGCAGCGCAGACCAAGAGAAUCAGGAGAAGACUGUGAAUACCAUUACCACCCCAGUGGCCGGCAAUACUAAGCAACAAUGGACUCAUUCACUGAAGACAAAUCUCGAAGAAAUUGAUGCAUUUGGUCUGAUUCUCCUUGGCUUUGGGUGGUCACUACUUCUACUGCCAUUUUCGCUCAAGACUUAUGCUGAUCACGGGUGGCGCAACCAAUCGCUCAUCGCCAUGAUGAUUCUGGGUGGCCUUUUUCUGAUUGCAUAUGUUGUCUUCGAGAUGAAGUUUGCUCGUGUUCCUAGUGCGCCGCGUCGACUCGUUUUCAACAAAACAUUCAUCAUGGCAAUUAUCAUCGAUUCCUUUUAUAUGCUGGCCGGAAAUAUUCGCAGUCUCUACUGGAGUUCAUACGUCUAUGUCGCAAAGCCAUGGAGCUACCAAGAUUGGGUGUAUUACGGCAACACUUUGACAUUGGCGUUGUGCAUUACUGGCCCGUUUGUUGGCCUCGCCCAGCGCUGGACUCAUCGCUAUAAACUGAUUCAGAUUGUGGGUCUUGGCAUCAAGAUUAUCGGAAUCGGCAUCAUGUUGGAUGGGCGUGUUGCAGCCAUCAGUACUGGCGCGCUUGUCAUGUCGAGCAUUCUUGUUGGCGUUGGUGGCUCGAUGUCUGUUGUAGGAUCUCGAGUGGCCUCUCAAGCUUCCGUCCCUCACCAAGAUGUCGCUCUCGCCGUAUCUUUACUUUCACUGUGGUCAAAGAUUGGCAGUGCUAUUGGCUCUGCUAUUGUCGCCGUCAUUUGGUCCAAUCAAAUGCCCAAGCAGCUCCGAGAAUAUUUGCCUGCCGGUACCUCGGAAGCAACUGUGAAGAAGCUCUUUGGCGAUAUGCGUUCUCUGCGCACUGCUUAUGACUUUGACGACCCCAUCCGACAAGGCGCCAUUACAGCUUAUCGCCAUGCCCUGUAUUACUGCAUUACAGUGGCCCUAGCCUUGGCUUUUAUCCCUCUUGUAGCGGCUUUCUUUCAGACCAAUUACUUUCUGGGCAAGCAACAAAAUGCCGUUACGGACGUGGGAAAUGAUGGUCUGCCCUUAGACGAGAGAAGUCGUAAUCCAGACCCCUUACCGCCGCCUAGGAACAAGAAGGAAGCGUUCCUCCGUUUUUGGUCUGGUAGCGCUUGA